This is a messenger RNA of Suillus subalutaceus, 1173 nucleotides long. RefSeq lists its product as uncharacterized. The coding region runs from base 198 to 1091 and encodes 297 amino acids. NCBI's taxonomy places the organism in Eukaryota, Fungi, Basidiomycota, Agaricomycetes, Boletales, Suillaceae. The record is from RefSeq and is a predicted model, not a curated record. The transcript is spliced from 4 exons.
GCUCGUACAAGUCUCAGACUUGUCCACACUUACGGUAUCGUCGACAAUAGCAUCAGGUAUGUUCUUGGUUGAAAUUGUAUGCUUGUGGACUGCUAUGACCGCCCAUUGUCGUUUCCUUACUCUCAACGACGCCACUGUCCACACUGGUCAGUUAUAAGAUAGCCCGUUAACGAACGCAUGCUACUUCACACUCAACGAUGAAAUUUUCACUCUCCCAAAAUAACGCUGGUGGCAGUGUUGAAGCUGCUCCAACAACUUUCAACAUGCCGCGACUUCGACUCUCCCGUCGUUAUCUCCAUAUGCUUUGGUCGGGCUCUGCUGCUACGCAUGAGGACCAAAUGGAUGAGGAUGAUCCCGUUGCGGGUGACGAAAGAAAAUACACUGACGAUCACUCCGUUGGAGUAGAAACGCUGGAAAUAAUUUCGGUCCCUCAAUGUUCAGGAGAAACUCCGCACGUCAUCCGCUCCCAGCACGAUUCUGAUAUCGAUGCGGCCGGAGCUGAAAUGGCGUUCCAGCGCUUGCGAUCAUUCGUGGCUGAGGCACUCGGAACGUUGGCCAAACACCGUCCACCGCAGCUUGGACGGAAAGCAAAGACAAAACGACAGCAUAGCUCCCUGGAACAGGAAAAUUCAUCAAAGAUAGCGAGGAAACGACGUCGUCUUAGUGGUUGGGGCCGUGCGCGACAAGAGGAAGACCUGCUCUCAUGGCUCACUCACCCUCUGGUACCUCCCGAUGUGCCUUUCGAUGUACAUGCCCAGGACAAAAAAAUCGCUGAAGAUCCAUGCGACUCGGAAGUAGGAAACGCCUCCCCGAAGUCUGUCUCUCACGUAUCGGUCAAACGACUAAAAAUUGCACGUAGAACCUCUCUCACAUCCAUACCAGAGGAACGAUGGUCUUACUGGCUUACUCGCCCUUUGUGCACGACUCGGAUAUCUGAUAUAUCGGCUCAGGGGGAUCUGCAACCUCCAGCUUCCCCGCCCGAUCGCAGCCAAACUCCACCGAUUCCUGCGGUACGAUUCUCCAGUGCUUACGCAUCGUGCUUUGCGAAUACACGACGUCAACCUAGUGUUAUCCGUUGGAAGCUGCCUUGAGUACGUACUGCCCAGCAUCGGCAAUAUAAAAAUUGUAGAUAUCAUCUUCUAUGUCAAGUGUAUAGAUGUAAUACAUCACGAC